Prorocentrum cordatum is the source of this 407-nucleotide messenger RNA. NCBI's taxonomy places the organism in Eukaryota, Dinophyceae, Prorocentrales, Prorocentraceae. The record is from the annotation of a GenBank genome assembly.
GUGCCAGACCCGUAGCGAGCUGUCGCGCCGGCGCAGGCUCUGGCACAGGCCAGGAAGCAUGCCAUCGACCCGCUGCGAUGCCUCGCGAGCGAGUUCCGCAAGCGACUGCAGGGCAGGGCUGUCGCGAUGGGGGAAGUGUCGGGCAGGCGCAGGCGAGCGCGACGCGCGAGAGCCUGGAGGGUUUCGCGACGCGCCUGGAGGCGAUCGAGGCGCUUGCGGCCGACGACGAGCGACAAGAGGGAGAACUGGCAGCUCUUCGUGCUCGGUGCGAUGACAUUGACAGCGCCUCGGAGAGGCCGCGGCGUGUGGUCAACAAGGCGGCCAUGCGUCUCCGCCGGAGCGGCGGCUCCAGGCGUCUCUCCCUCCUGGGUGGCCCCAGGCGCAUGCCGUGCGGAUGGUGCUGCUGA